AUGCGUAAUGAGAAUGAUAGACUCAAAACUCAACUCAAACAAUUCGAAGUUAAACUUAAGGAAAAAUCCAAGUAUGAUCGAUUAGCUACUGACAUUAAAGUUAAUAAUGGAGAAAUCGGUAAAUUUCAAAAAAGACCUAACGAGUUAGAAGAAAUUAGGCAAAUUCAUAAAAAAAAUGAAGAAUAUGUUAAGGAGAUAAAUAAACUUAACAAUUUAUUGCAAAAAGGUGAAGAAGAAAAACAGGAACUUAUAGAAAAUAAUAUAAAUCUUAAAAAAGAAGCAUCUCAAUACCAGUCCGAGCUGGGUACUAUUACAAAUUAUCGAAUGGACGAUGACGAUAAGAAUCAUUCUGUUCAACUUAAAAAGGAUAUUGAAAAAUUACAAAAUAAGUUAAUAAAUUACGUCACAACAUUAAAAGGAGAUUGUGAGAUCGAUUUCAAUGCAGUUAAUGGUCUUAUGGAAAG
Messenger RNA from Rhizophagus irregularis DAOM 181602=DAOM 197198, 464 nucleotides. NCBI's taxonomy places the organism in Eukaryota, Fungi, Glomeromycota, Glomeromycetes, Glomerales, Glomeraceae. The record is from RefSeq and is a predicted model, not a curated record.